AUGGAAUUGCUUAUAAUUUCUUUAAUAAUCAUAGGUCUUCUUAGCCUCAUAUCUAUUUGCUUUCUUUUCUAUACCUAUAAAUUGAGGAGUUGGAAUCCUAUUUAGGAAUUAUCACCACUAUUAACAAUAUUUCAAGGAUUAUCACUUUAUAUAUUUGUUGUCAUUACCUUACUUGUAAUUGUGUAUGAUCGCCAAAAUAGUUUUACUACAACUAAAAUUCUAAUGAUUUUUUAGAACUUUUUUAGAGGACUCUUUAUAUAUAUAACAGUUUUCAAAUCACUAAGAGUUACUUUAGCUUUUCAUCUAAAUAUUAAAUCCUCUUUCUACUUAAAAUUUUUGUGUGAUAAACUAUUUAGAUAUUAAUUACGUAUUUUAAUGGUAGCUCUCUUCAUGACUUCAGCAUUUUGGUCUGGAAUUUAUUAUAUUGUAAAACUUUAUCAUUCAGAUAUAAGUUAUGAAGAUUAGGAUUCCAUCAGUGAUCUCAUAUAAUAUGAAGAGAUUAACAUUGUUGAGGCAAUUAAUAAUACUUUAGAAAUUUCAUUAUGUAUAUCAAUAAUAUACUGGAAUCAAAAAAUAUAUAUACCACAAUUUGAUACAAUUUAAAGGUAUAUAAACAAACCCUUAGUUAUUUAUGCUAUUUGGUUAUACAUCAAUACAUUUAUUAGUUAUUUUAUAGAGGAAAAAGAUUCAUAAUCAAUGUUACCCAUUUCAUUAAUAAUUAUGCUCUUGUCUUAGAUUUUAAGAUGCAUUGUAGAAUUUUAUUUUAUAGUUAUUUUACCGGUAUUUCAAAGUACAUUAAUUCGAUUGCCAUUAAUACCAUCAAUAAUUUUAGAUAACUUCCAAUUGUUUAUGAGAAUUCCUCUUUGUAGUAACAUUUUUUAUGAUUUUUUACAAUAAUAAUCCUAAAACACGAUUGAUAGUACUAAGGAUAGAAGAAUCAAUAGUAGUGCUAGUUAUGAAUACUUAGAUAGUUUAUAGGUACUUAGGACGUGGAUGAUUUAUCAGAUGAAAUAAGAAAAUGGGAUUGAAGAUGAACAUUUUACAUUAUUUAUGAAUUUGGAAAAAUAAUAGAAUGAGACAUAGUUUGAUCUUAAUCAUUAGCCAUAAAUUUAAGUGAGAUUAGAGAAGCAUUUGGGAUAACUCUUCGAAGAAUAUAAAAAUACAUAUUCAUAUUAUUCGAUGGGAAAAUUAUUUCAUCGUCUUGAUAAUGCAACUAGGAAUUUUUAUUAAAUGAAUAUAAUCUAAAAUUUUUUAAACUGA
Messenger RNA from Paramecium sonneborni, 1260 nucleotides. The record is from the annotation of a GenBank genome assembly. Lineage: Eukaryota; Ciliophora; Oligohymenophorea; Peniculida; Parameciidae.